Molecule: messenger RNA, 1923 nt
Organism: Diaporthe batatas
Lineage: Eukaryota; Fungi; Ascomycota; Sordariomycetes; Diaporthales; Diaporthaceae
Exons: 3
Coding region: 352-1764 (470 amino acids)
Biological process (GO): regulation of transcription by RNA polymerase II
Molecular function (GO): DNA-binding transcription activator activity, RNA polymerase II-specific; zinc ion binding
Source: RefSeq, a predicted model, not a curated record
CUCGAAACCUCCAAAUGUGUCAAGUCUAGCCGAGUCCAGACGUCAAGAAUCCGAAGCUACUCAAUGCACUCCCAAGGCGGCCUCACCGUCCUCGAGUUUUGUAUUUGAAUCUUCAACCUCGUCCGGCACUCUUCUCUCCCGAGAACACGAACUGUAUCUGCUUGAUCCGUCUUGCCGGGGCCACUGAUCCGCUCGCUUGGUGUGGGCCAGCUCCGUCACAUCAAAGCUCUCAUCCCCUUUUGUCCCGGGUCACUCACUAUCACUUCGCUCUCGCUCUCGCUAACCUAACGCACACACAACCAACCGCCCUAUCGGACCAACCUGGCAUCUAGAUGAACAAUCACCGUCUCCAUGCCGCGACUUGGAUAUACAAAGUCGAGGAAUGGGUGUAUGCGAUGCCGGCAGCGACGUGUCAAGUGCGAUGAGAAGAGGCCCUGCUCGGCCUGUAUACGGCACGAUGUGAAGUGCAGUCUGUUGGACAACCCGCCCCCUGCCAUUCUUCAGAGGGAGGCGAGGGAGCGGGAGCAGGAGCAGCGGGAGAGGGAGAACUCGGUGACGACAGCUUCAGCCAGCCCCGAGGGCUCCAAGACCAGCUUUUCGACCUUGGAUCAUAGACGCUCACUGCCUGACUUGCCCGACUUCAAUUCAAUCAAUUCCCCCUUCCAGAGCCUGAGUCCUCCGGACCCUUCGCUCGUGCAGACGCCAACCGCGACGGCGACCUUGUGCCCCGACCCCGAGAGGCACAAGACGAUGACGCCGCCCUCGACAGACGAGGACCCCUUCCCCUACUUCGACAAGUUCAUGCUCCCCAUAGGCGGCGAGCGCGAGGCCGCCUGGAUCCAGGACCUCGAAUUGAUGCAUCACUAUAGUGUCGCGACCUCACUAACUCUCCCGAGGGCCCAGGACGAGCUGCAUGUCUGGCAGGUGCAGGUUCCAAAGCUCGCGUACAAAUACCCCUUCCUAGUCCACCAGAUUCUCGCAGUGGCUGCUUUCCACCAGGCCUACCUUCACCCGGGGCAGAGGAGCGAGCAUUCUCUCCACGCGUCACAGCACCAGAACCGGUCUAUCGAAGGAAUGCGCGGCCAUCUCGCAGCCAUCACGUCAGAGAACUGCCACGCCUUGUUCAUGGCGUCCUCGCUGCUUCUCGUAGGGGCGUUUGCCUCCUUUGCUAACAUCAGGCCCAACGACUCGCCACUGUUCGAGGGCCAGCGGCCGCCGACCAUCGAAGACAUGAUCGACGUGUUCAUACUCGACAGGGGCGUCGCCAGCGUGCUGCAGUCCUCGGAGGAGUGCAUCCAGGCCGGCUACUUCAAGGAUCUGUUCCACUUCCAGACGCACAACAAAAACAACGCGUUCAUGCCGAGGCUGGCCGAGGAGCUGCGCAACCUGUCGGCGGCGAUCAAGGGCGAGCCGGACAUCGACAACCUGGUGGUGGUGCUGGUGGACCUCGAGAUAAGGAAGCUGAUCGACGCCAUCGAGAAGGCGGUGGUCACGACCGACGACGCCGAGAUGCGCGUCACGACCUACUGGCCCAUCACCAUCGCCGAGGACUACAUCCAGCUGGUCAGGCAGCGGAACGAGGUCGCGCUGCUGGUCAUCAUGUACUACUGCUGCAUCAUGUACCGCGCCGAGAGCAAGACGUGGUUCGUCAAAGGGUGGGGCGUCAGCGUCGCCACGGACGUCGAGCGGCUCAUCUCGCGCCGGUGGAGGGAGGUCAUCAAGUGGCCGCUUGAGCAGAUGGGCCAGUAUCGAUCGUUCGUAUGACUGGUGCGCCAGACAGGACCACCCGGGGCGAGACCAUGAUCGGCUAUAGAUUCCUAUCAGUCUCUACCUUUUUUCAAGCUUCGCAUUGUAACUUAGUGCAACCUACCAUAAAACGGGCCUGUACAGAAAAGAAUAUUCUAGUAAUGAAAUCAUGUUCAA